GGUCCUCAUCCGGGUAGCAGGAAUAAAAGGGUGGCAUUGAAGGCAGUCCUGACAAACAGAGAGCUCAAGUCACUUGGGCACUUCCUUGCUGUGGACUGCAGUAUGAGAACGUCAAUGCUCUUCGUCGGCUAUCUUCUCAUCUUCCUUGGCUUGGCUCUGCCAGGCACACAGGCAAAAGACAUCCCCCGAUGUGAAUUGGUGAAGAUCCUUCGUCGGCAUGGCUUUGAGGGCUUUGUGGGCAAAACUGUAGCUGACUGGGUCUGCCUGGUAAAACACGAGAGCGGUUACAGAACUACAGCAUUUAAUAACAAUGGUCCAAGUAGGGACUAUGGGAUCUUUCAGAUCAACAGCAAGUACUGGUGUAACGAUGGCAAGACCCGUGGAUCCAAGAAUGCCUGUAAUAUCAAUUGCUCAAAAUUACGAGAUGAUAACAUUGUGGAUGAUAUUCAGUGUGCCAAGAAGAUUGCCAGAGAGGCUAGAGGCCUCACACCCUGGGUCGCCUGGAAAAAAUAUUGCCAGGGCAAAAACCUGAGUUCCUAUGUCAGGGGUUGCUAAAUCACUCCACAAGCGGUGACUGUUUCCUCAGGAUCAUGAAUGGUGAAGAAUGUGGGUGUAUGAAGAAUGCUAGGGAACAUGGAUGGGUGCAGGGAAUUGCUUUAUGUUUAUGCAAUAAAGGGAUGCUCUAA
Molecule: messenger RNA, 686 nt
Organism: Columba livia (rock pigeon)
Lineage: Eukaryota; Metazoa; Chordata; Aves; Columbiformes; Columbidae
Gene: LYZ
Product: lysozyme
Exons: 4
Coding region: 103-555 (150 amino acids)
Molecular function (GO): lysozyme activity
Source: RefSeq, a predicted model, not a curated record